Maudiozyma barnettii is the source of this 459-nucleotide messenger RNA. RefSeq names its product nucleoside diphosphate kinase (gene YNK1). NCBI's taxonomy places the organism in Eukaryota, Fungi, Ascomycota, Saccharomycetes, Saccharomycetales, Saccharomycetaceae. The record is from RefSeq and is a predicted model, not a curated record. The coding region runs from base 1 to 459 and encodes 152 amino acids. Gene Ontology annotation, molecular function: nucleoside diphosphate kinase activity. Gene Ontology annotation, biological process: UTP biosynthetic process; CTP biosynthetic process; GTP biosynthetic process. The transcript has a single exon.
AUGUCCGUCGAAGAAAGAACUUUCAUUGCUGUUAAACCAGACGCUGUCCAAAGAGGUCUCGUAUCAAAAGUCAUCGAACGUUUUGAAACUAGAGGUUACAAAUUAGUCGGUAUCAAGAUUGUUCAAGCCUCCAAGGAAUUACUAGCUAAGCAUUACGAAGAGCAUGUUGGGAAGGCAUUCUACCCAAAGAUGGAGUCCUUCAUGAGUUCUGGUCCAAUCGUCGCCAUGUGCUGGGAAGGUAAGGACGUUGUCAAACAAGGUAGAAGUAUGUUAGGUGCUACUAAUCCAUGUGCUUCUGCUCCAGGCACCAUUAGAGGUGAUUUUGGUAUCGAUCUAGGUAGAAACGUGUGUCAUGGUAGUGACUCUGUUGAGAGUGCUCAAAGAGAAAUCGGUUUAUGGUUUAGAGAUGAAGAAUUAGUCAACUGGACCUCCAAUCAAGCUAAAUGGUUAUACGAAUAG